Ilyonectria robusta is the source of this 555-nucleotide messenger RNA. RefSeq names its product VPS4-associated protein 1. NCBI's taxonomy places the organism in Eukaryota, Fungi, Ascomycota, Sordariomycetes, Hypocreales, Nectriaceae. Gene Ontology annotation, cellular component: endosome. The transcript is spliced from 4 exons. Bases 1 to 555 code for a protein of 184 amino acids. The record is from RefSeq and is a predicted model, not a curated record. Gene Ontology annotation, biological process: vacuolar transport.
AUGUCAGCUCCGUUCCCCAACAUCUACCACCAUCGGAGGGUUGCCGAGACGGCAUCCAAGGCUUGCGAUGUGUGCUACAAGCCAAGCGCCUCGGUGUUGAUCACGCCCGAUAACAAGGACUUCUUCUACGUAUGUCCCGCCCACCUGAAGGACCACUACUUCUGCACGCCCAAGGUCGACCAAGAUGCCCUGAAGGCCAAACGAGAGAAGGAGGUCGAGGAGGAAAAGGAGCGUCUCAAGAAGGAGUAUGAAGAGAAGCAAAGAAAAAAGAAGGAGAAAGACAGCAAGAAAGAUAAGGAAAAGGACGGUGACAAAGACAAAGAUAAGGAUAAAGAUGACAAGAAAGAUGACGACAAGAAAGAUGAUACAAAGGAAAAGGAAAAGGAAGAAAAGGAGGCAAUCCCCGAGCCGGAACCUCGAGUGUUUGAGUUGAAGAGUUCAUUCUAUCAGCAACGGUUGACGAAGAAACGACAAGCCGACGCAGCGAAACGCGACAGAGAGCGGAUGUCUAAGCCUGGCUACUUCCCGUCUGUUCCCAGAGAUGAUCCCAGCUGA